AUGCCUUCACCGCGGGAUCCCACUUACGAUGAAACAACAAGCCUGCUUCAAGAGGAACCAGAAGGCUCAGCUCAGUCAAAUUUGGUCAAAGAACCAGUCUACCCUCGUUGGAUAAUUACAGUUGUGCUAUUAUGCGGCGGCGCGGUUCUUUUCGACCUUUCUAACAAUCUGGGUGAGGUCGCCGAGGUCGCUAUCUUGGAAGACAUAGUAUGCCGAGAUUAUUAUGCCAAGUCUGCUGUAAACACUAUUAUUUCUGCUGCAGAAAGAUGCAAGAUAGAGCCUAUUCAGACGGAAAUCGCAUUGCUCAACGGCUGGAGAGAAACGUUCGAGACUAUUCCUGCAAUACUUCUGGCCGUGCCUUAUGGAAUGCUGGCGGACUGGAUUGGAUACCGACCGGUCGCUUUGUUGGCCUUUUUCGGUAGUGCCAUGUCCUCCAACUGGAGCAGAGUGGUUUUUUGGUUCUACCCCACAUUACCCACUCGUGCUCUUUGGUUCUCUGCCCUAUGGCAGGUUCUAGGAGGAGGGCCGCAGGUCGUAACGUCCUUGAGUUUCUCGGCUGUCGCUAGUAUCACCCCUGCUCAAAAGAGAACGACUGUCUUCUCCCAAAUGACAGCGGUUAUCUUGGCUACGGAGCUGAUUGCACCCCCAGUUGGUGCCGCGCUGAUGAAAAAAAACCCUUGGAUACCGUUCCUCGCUUCAUCUGUAAUUGCUGCAACUUCAAUUAUUUGGGCAUUGUUGUUCUUCCCUGCCAUUCAAACCCAGGCUAAGCCGACUUCUACCCCAAGCUAUGAUCAGCCGCCAGUUCGGAACUGGUACGCCUCUGAAAGAAUCCGAGACCUCUAUGAGCAGCUCUCGAGGAAUAAGAAUGCUGCACUUGUUGUUGUCUCAUUCUUUGUUACACUUGUGGGGACACACGCCUUCGCACUGCUGUUGCAAUAUAUCUCUAAAAGAUUCCACGUAUCAUAUGCGGAGCUUUAA
Penicillium expansum is the source of this 978-nucleotide messenger RNA. RefSeq names its product MFS transporter. NCBI's taxonomy places the organism in Eukaryota, Fungi, Ascomycota, Eurotiomycetes, Eurotiales, Aspergillaceae. Gene Ontology annotation, biological process: transmembrane transport. The coding region runs from base 1 to 978 and encodes 325 amino acids. Gene Ontology annotation, cellular component: membrane. The record is from RefSeq and is a predicted model, not a curated record. The transcript has 5 exons. Gene Ontology annotation, molecular function: transmembrane transporter activity.